This is a messenger RNA of Chrysoperla carnea, 1538 nucleotides long. RefSeq names its product serine protease inhibitor 42Dd-like. Gene Ontology annotation, molecular function: serine-type endopeptidase inhibitor activity. Bases 102 to 1274 code for a protein of 390 amino acids. The record is from RefSeq and is a predicted model, not a curated record. NCBI's taxonomy places the organism in Eukaryota, Metazoa, Arthropoda, Insecta, Neuroptera, Chrysopidae. The transcript is spliced from 6 exons.
AAUUUUAUAUAUUUAAAUACUGGUAUUUCCCAUUAAAACAAUCAGUUGACUGUUAGACUUCUUGUGUAUAGUUUCGAAGGACAAAUCAAAACAUACACGCAAUGUUUAAAUUGUUAGUUUUUAUUGGUAUCGUGGCAGGCGUGUGCCAAGCUGAGUUAACCAAAGAAGAAAAAGAUGUAUCAACUGGCAAUAAUCUACUAGGAUUCAACAUUUACAAAGAAUUAGCGAAAAAACCUGGAAAUAUCUUGUUCUCCCCAGCAUCUGCUGAAACAAUUCUAGCAUUAACUUAUACCGGUGCUAAAGGCAAAACAGCAGAAGAAAUGAAAUCAACAUUAAACUUACCGGAUCCUGUUUCAACAGCAGCUGGUUAUAAAGCAUUGACACAAAGAUUGGAGAAAUCAGAAAAUGGAGUUACAUAUACUUCGGCAAAUAAAAUCUAUCCGGCAAAUGAUAUUAAAGUACAUCCAGCCUUUUUAAAGGUGGCACAAGAAUCAUUUAGUUCCGAUGUAGAAAAUUUAGAUUUUAGCAAGGGACAAGAAUCUGCAAAUACUAUUAAUAAAUGGGUCGAAUCAAAAACAAAUAAUAAGAUUAAAGACUUAAUCAAACCAGAUUCGUUAACCAGUGAUACACGUAUGGUUUUAGUAAACGCUGUAUACUUUUUGGGUGUAUGGCAACAUAAUUUUACCUUAAUACCAGAAAAGCUUAAAUUCCAUACUAGUCCAACUGAAUCUGUUGACACUGAAUUCAUGUUUGUGGAAAAACACAUGGGAUAUGCUGAAGACGAAGAUUUGGAUGCUCAAAUUAUUGAUAUUCCAUAUAAUGAUACUGAUUAUUCUUUACGAAUUAUUUUACCACGUCAAGUUGACGGAUUAUCCAAAAUUGAAAGUCAAUUACCAUUAGACCUUGAAGCACAAACAAAAAAAUUACACGAUCUAAAUGUCAAUCUUAAAAUGCCCAAAUUUAAAAUUGAAACAACGAUUCAAUUGGUUGAUCAUUUAAAAGCUCUUGGAAUGAAAGCAGCUUUUGGUCCUGGAGCUGAAUUAUCUGGUCUUAGUGAUGAACCUUUACAAAUAAGCGAAGUUAUACAAAAAGCAUUUAUCGAAGUUAAUGAAAAAGGAACAGAAGCUGCAGCUGCAACCGCCGUAAUAAGUUUUCUCAGAACAGCUCGUUUUGAUUAUGUACAGAAAAUUAUUGCAGACCACCCGUUUGUCUAUUGUUUAUACCAGAAAUCAACAAAUAUAGUUUUCUUUAUGGGGCGAGUUUCUGUAUUUUGAAUUGACCAAAUUCUUAUGCUCUAGACACAAUAUAUUACAGGAAAUUGAACUUAGAAUUGGCCGUUUUGUUAAUCGAAUAGAUUUUACAGCAGACAGAUCAUUUUUGUUUUUGUUAAUUAAAAAAUCAGCAAAUUUUACUCCGAUUUAUUGGUCGUAUUUCACAAUUUGAAUAGUUUUAUGCCAUUAUUUUUUUCCUUGCUUUUUCAUAUGUCUUAUUCUGUUGAAUUUUUAUAGUUUUACAAUAAAUAUUUUGUUAGUUAAAAC